GCAGUGCGUCCAGGUGUAUCCACAGUCACACACAAAUACACACAACAUAUUGACAAGAGGCAUCAACUCACAUUUGCAAGAAUAACUAAUAGAAAGUAAAGGGAUGAAACUUAAAACAACACAGGAAUGCACCCGUAAAACACCAAGUCCCUGCCUGUUCUGUGUGUCUGCUGUACGUGCAUGGCAGCCCUGAAUGAGCCCAGAGCUCGCAGGCCGGAUCGCCCCCCUCCUUCUCCUCCUCCUCUUCAUCCUCAACAGCAGCGUCUUCCUCUGUACGGCUUCGUCUCACCGGGCAGCAGUUACCGCUACUCUCACAAUCCCUCUGCAUACUUCACCGAUUGGCUGGCUUCCUUUUCUUUGCAAAAACGGCGACUGGAAACAGCAGCAGUGCAGAGAAACAGACUACUGAACGGAGGGGUUGGGACUCCGAAUCUAAUAACCGAAUCGAUGGAAGCGACCAGCAGCCCUCUACUCUGCUCCAGUAUGACAGACUGCUAAAAUAGUGGAUGCCGUCACCGCCUUGGUUUCCCCCAUUUCUCCUUAUUUGGGUUUUUACUUUGCACGGUUUUGUGCGGCGAUGGAUGAAUUUCACCCGUUUAUUGAGGCACUUCUUCCCCAUGUCCGUGCUUUUGCUUAUACCUGGUUUAAUCUACAGGCUCGCAAACGCAAAUACUUCAAAAAGCAUGAAAAGAGGAUGACCAAGGAUGAAGAGAGGGCAGUGAAGGAUGAACUGUUGAAUGAGAAAUCAGAGGUCAAGCAGAAGUGGGCAUCACGUUUGCUUGCAAAGCUACGAAAAGACAUCCGCCCUGAAUUCCGGGAGGACUUUGUGCUGUCUAUUACGGGGAAAAAGCCUUCCUGUUGUGUUCUUUCAAACCCAGACCAGAAAGGCAAAAUGCGACGAAUCGACUGUUUACGACAGGCGGACAAGGUUUGGCGCCUGGACCUUGUUAUGGUGAUCCUGUUUAAGGGUAUCCCUUUGGAGAGCACAGAUGGGGAGCGAUUGGUGAAAUCUUCCCAGUGCACCAACUCCAUACUCUGCGUACAGCCGCAUCAUAUUAGUGUUUCUGUCAAGGAACUUGAUUUAUAUCUUGCAUACUUUAUAAGAGAAAAGGACUCAGAACAGAGCAGCAGUCCGCGAACGGUGAUUGGCUCAGAACAGGAAGACAGUAAGGCAGCUGUUCUCGAUGUUGCGGAAUUUCAGGAAAGUUUCAUGACAUCCGGAGUUUUUAGUGUCACAGAAUUGGUGCAAGUCUCCAGAACACCAGUAGUAACAGGCACAGGGCCGAAUUUCUCUCUGGGUGAGUUACAAGGUCACUUGGCUUAUGAUUUGAAUCCUUCUGGUGGCGGGAUGAGAAGGACGUUACCCAGCACCUCCUCUAGUGGGAGUAAAAGGCACAAGUCAGGCUCCAUGGAUGACGAUAUUGAUACAAGCCCUGGUGGAGAGUAUUAUACAUCCCCGAGUUCCCCCACUACUGGAAGCAGGAGCUGGCAAGAAGAUAUGGAAGGAGGUAUUUCUCCAACAGUGAAGAAGACAGAGAUAGACAAGUCGCCAUUCAAUAGUUCAUCACCGCAGGAUUCCCCAAGGCUUGCCAGUUUUACACAACACCACCAUCCAGUCAUUGCAGUACAUAGAGGUAUUACAAGAAGUCCACAUCCCUCAUCCUCAUUGCAUUUCCCCACAACUUCCAUUCUCCCUCAGGCAGCCUCAACAUACUUCCCUCAUGCAACCAUCCGAUACUCCACGCACCUCAACCCUCAGGAUCCCCUCAAGGACCUUGUCUCUUUGGCUUGUGACCCUUCCACUCAGCAGCCUGGGCCGCUAAACGGCAGUGGUCAAGUCAAAGUCCCAGCGCACUACAUUUCAUCACAGAUGCUGGCGCCACCUCCUCCCCCUGGCAUGCCCCGACUGGCAUUGCCACCUGAAACCAAAUCAGCCACGACAACCACGGAGGGAGGAGCAGCUUCACCAUCCUCACCCACGUACUCAGCACCAGGCACACCCCCUGCCAGUCGUUCCUUUGUAGGAUUAGGACCAAGGGAUCCUGGUAGUAUUUAUCAGGCACAGGACAUAUCUCAUAGAAACAAGAACAAUUAUUUUGGGAGUGGGCACCAGCUGAAAGCUUGGUGUGAAAUGUCUGCCUACACCACUGAGUAUAAUCCUGGUAUCUGGGAUAAUGGUAGUCCCAUUUCAAGUAUUCGAGAAGGAUAUGCAUCGCUGAUCAAAACAGAGAAAGAGGAUGCCGAUUCUGGUUUUAUGUGGAAAAAAUGGGACGACACAAGAGGGAAGAGGUUUGAUCUCAAUUGAAGGAAGAAAGAAAUUUACAGACACAGAAGAGGAAAGGAAAUGAAAAAGUUUGACACUAUUGUCUGAUGAUUGGCAUACCUUCCCUAAAGACUGAUGCACUUUUGAAACUUCUUCCAUUGGCUGCAGCUUUCAGUUCUGCCCAGGUUUAUGCAAAAAAAGAAAAAAAGAAAGAAAAAGGAAAAAUCAAUCAACUGUGCUGAUUCUUUCUUCAUGAAGGGUGGGAGAAGUGAUGUCCUUUUUCAGCUUGAUUAAGGGUUUUGCUUAGCUGAAGUUCAUGGUCAAACUGUUCCUUAAUGCUCAGUAAUGCAGCUCCUGUUCCAGUGACAUUGCAAAGUUGACUUUUUUGCCAUAUUUUUUUAGCUCUUUCAUAUAUCCUUUUAUUCAACUGGAAAGUGUGUGUUCCUGCACAUUCAGCUUAAAUGCUGCCAUAUGCCAUAUUUUACAGUAGAAGAAAUGAACAGAAGCCGCUGUAAGCUGAUGCAUGUAAACACUACUGAAUGCAUCUGUUUUUCUUCGGCAGUUUUAGCCUUCAGCAGCUGUUGGGUAUCUUACUUUUUACUGAUGUCAGUCUGUGGUUAGCUUCAGCUGCUAUAGUAGUUCUUGUUGCUGAAAUGUCAUUAGGCAACAGUGCAGGCGAAUUUUAUCUGCAGGUCAGAUGUCUGCGACCUUUGUGCAGUUGGACUGCAGUCCCUUGUAUUGCAUCUGAUUGUGCCAUGUUGGAUACACCAUAUUUAUCUGGUUGCUGAAGUCCUGGCCCAAGAAUGUUGCACCCAGAUCCCAUCUUGUGAUGACAGAAUUAGAAUUCCUGGUUAUGAAGAGCAGUAUUCUAAAGUGGUUCUGUGCAGCUGCAUGGAACCUUUAAGGUUAGGGAGAUAAUAAAUGGACCUUGUAAAAGUGAUGGAACCACCCGUCUGUUAAGUAUCUGUUUGGUUUUGAAAUCUCUUUGUGGUAUCCAUGGAAAAUGCCAUGUUGUUCUUGUGGUUAAGCCACUAUUUUGAAGGCAUACACCACAGCUCACUCACGGAUCAUAGUCCAUACACAUUAUAUAAAGCCUCAGAAUUGUGAUGAUGUAUUUACAGAAACUGUCCUUUACACUAUCCUUUACUUGCAUUGACAAUUAAAAUACAGUGAUAAAAUAUAUUUUAGUAAAACAUAUACAUUUUUCUAAGGAGGGAU
Molecule: messenger RNA, 3481 nt
Organism: Protopterus annectens (West African lungfish)
Lineage: Eukaryota; Metazoa; Chordata; Ceratodontiformes; Protopteridae
Gene: NFIC
Product: nuclear factor I C
Exons: 12
Coding region: 578-2305 (575 amino acids)
Biological process (GO): regulation of transcription by RNA polymerase II
Cellular component (GO): nucleus
Molecular function (GO): RNA polymerase II cis-regulatory region sequence-specific DNA binding; DNA-binding transcription factor activity, RNA polymerase II-specific
Source: RefSeq, a predicted model, not a curated record